AUGACCGAGGCCGUGCUCCUUCCACUGCGUUUCCUUGCACAAUUUGAGGCCAUCUGGUACUUCUUGGGCGCAGCAGUCUUGGUCGGUGCAUUCUUUGGGAUUGCGCUGCAUUUUGUGGGCCGUGUGUUGACAGUGGUCAUUCCGGACCGCGAACCCCUGCCCAAAGAUACGGCACCUACAGGCCACGAUGCGGUGUCGUACAGAGCUGCACGCCGGGAAAAGAAGCAGAAGGAUUUCGCCAAGCAGCAACGACUGGCCACCCAGGCAAGACUCAUGGCGUCCCAACCAUUACUCCAGGAAGCUGUUCGCGAAGCCCGACAUCAUAUAACCGUUCCUGCCCCAGCCUCUUCGACUAGCAGUCCGUUGAGUCCGGGAACGCAGCGGCAUGCACUAUUACGUGAGACAAUCCUCGAACACACCGACGAGGAAGAUGACGACUCGAUUUUUUAG
Messenger RNA from Cyphellophora europaea CBS 101466, 450 nucleotides. RefSeq lists its product as uncharacterized. Lineage: Eukaryota; Fungi; Ascomycota; Eurotiomycetes; Chaetothyriales; Cyphellophoraceae. The transcript is spliced from 2 exons. The record is from RefSeq and is a predicted model, not a curated record. Bases 1 to 450 code for a protein of 149 amino acids.